AUGAUUGUUUCCGACUCAGCAUUUGUCUUGUACGUGGAUCAUCAAGGCCACCCGGCUCCUCUGGCAUUGUGUUAUCAUGCGACUGCCUCCCGUCGAUUGGCGUCUUCUUUGGAUCGUCAUCCUCCAACAACAGUAACAGAAGUUGAUUCCGCCUUUUGUCCCCAAUGUUUUGCUAUUUAUGAUUCCAACAGCGCGUCGAAUAUGGGAUAUUGUCCCGAAGCCAAAUGCCGAAUGUGCCCCAUUUGCUCUUCGGUGGCCAGCAUUGUAGCAGAAGAUGGCACGGCUUUUUAUAGUUGCGGAAGUUGUGCAUGGGAUUCAAAGGCUUGUGAGUUGAUUGUUCCGAUACCAGUGGACAGCGAUGGCGCUGUUGCCAAGGAAGAAUUGGUCAAGGCGAUUCAAGGACUCGGCAAGCAAUAUUCCACCAAAACGGGUGAUGCCAACAAGGCAUCGGAUACACACUUCAAGGAUAUGCUCAAGACAUUGGAAGGCAUGGCCAAGGAAAAAGUCAAGGGACAACGAUCCAGAAGUAUUUAUUCCAAGGGUACUUCGGCAGCCGAGCGACGCGGCAUGGAUGGCCCAGAAGGAUGGUCCGUUGAAACACUGGAGGAAACCAUGGAAACGAGACGGAAGGAUUUUUCUGCUUCAGCAGACUCACGUGUGGGAGGUCAAGAUCCACAAGUAGUUCCGCUGGAUCAACCAAUUGUUUUGGAUAAUUCCCUAAAGGAUGAACCGACGGAAGCUCUAUUGAUGCAACAAGUUGGAACUGGAGCUACUAGUUUUGUCGAACUCCUGCCACUGCAAGUUCCAUUGCGUCCCCGCAAAUCCAGACGUUGUCGGGCAGAGUUGGCCGAAGGACGGCCAGGAAUUCUGUUAAAGCCUAAAUUGAAUCCAUUGGAGGGUGAUUCUAGUCUCCGAACGGGUCAUGGUCAAUGGUGGAAAAAGGAUUCAAGUGCCAUUCAAGCAUUACCAAGAGCGAGAGUAUCCAAACAUGCAUCUGAUGGAACCAGACAUGCCUUUUUGCUCAAGGUGUCCAAUCCGACACUCGGAAACAUUCGAUUCCGUUUGGCUGCUUCGGACUACGGAGGAGAACCGGUUUGGGAGGGUGACUCGACGGAGCGCAACCCAAUGUUGGAGAAUAUUUGCGUAGAGCCGCUAAUGGGAAAGAUAGUGAGUGCCAGUCUUGCUCCCAAAAUUGGAAAAACCAUACAAGCAUCCACGGUCUGUGAACUAGAACCAGGAGAAGAUUCCUUCUUGGAUCUGGGACGAUCCAUAUAUGAUGAACCACCAGAAGUCUACAAAUGGAAGGCAGACGAAAUUCUAGAAGAAUCCAAGGUUUCGGCGGAUAAUCCUUCCAGUGUUCGAAUCAUUGCAAGUCGAAAAUCAUCGGCUUGGUUGGAAUUGAUUAUCAUGGAAACUCAAGUGCUUGCCGGUUUCAGCCCUGCGGUUCCCGUGUCCUUGCAAAUUGAAGUGGGAGGUGGAUCCUGGGAUUCCUCCUUGAUUCAGCCUGAGAAACAGGAUGGUGACAAGAAGGAUAUGGUGAACUUUGAUUUGGUUUUGGUGUGGGACAGUGCGUAA
Molecule: messenger RNA, 1575 nt
Organism: Cylindrotheca closterium
Lineage: Eukaryota; Bacillariophyta; Bacillariophyceae; Bacillariales; Bacillariaceae
Source: the annotation of a GenBank genome assembly